This is a messenger RNA of Brenthis ino (lesser marbled fritillary), 843 nucleotides long. The record is from the annotation of a GenBank genome assembly. Lineage: Eukaryota; Metazoa; Arthropoda; Insecta; Lepidoptera; Nymphalidae.
AUGCCUCUGAAGAGAACACCGCCUGCUAGCCCCGGUAAAACGCGAUCGGCCUCGAAAACUCGCAAGCCAAAACGAAGGCGGGAGGGUUCUUUUGACGAUAAUGAGGCCAACGCAUCUUUCAGGAAAGAUAUAUUUAGGAUGUUUGAAGAAUUUAAAUUGGAACAGAAAAAUAAUUUUAAACUUCUUCAAGACACAAUUACGCAACAAAAUAAAGAAAUACAGACUUCCCUUGAAUUUCUUUCGGUAAGGUACGAUGAGAUCCAUGGCAAGCUUGAAUCUUUUGAAGCGGAAAGGAAAACUCAUCUUGCAUAUAUUCAGUCUUUGGAAGAUAAAGUUGAAAAUCUAGAAAACAGUAGUAACUCGGCAUCCUUGGAAAUCCGUAAUAUUCCAGUAAAAGCGUCAGAAAACAAGACAGACUUAACAAAUGUAAUAGUAAAUACGGGGCUAGUAUUGCAAACCUCAAUACAGCCAUCUGACAUAAGAAAUAUAUACCGAGAGAACACUAAAUCCAAUAUAAAACCUAUUAUUGUUGAAUUUACCACAGUUGCUAUGAAGGAAAAUAUUUUAAAAUUGACUAAAACAUAUAAUAAAAAUCAUUCCAGUAAGAAGCUAAGUACAAAAGAUCUACAUUUUGAAGAUCCACAAAAACCUGUUUAUAUAUCAGAAUCCUUGACGCAUAAAACGCGUAGACUCUUUUCUCUCUCAAGACAGUUUGCCACUCUAAAUGGAUUUGCAUAUUGCUGGACCUCAAUUGGUAAAAUCUACCUACGGAAAAAGGAAGGUGACCCAUAUCACCGUAUAAAUUCGGAACACGACUUCAUAAAGCUUAAGCAUGCACUAUUU